CGUGCGGCUGCAGCUCCAACCCCCUCCCCCAGCCGCUCGGGGGCGGGAAGUGGCGGGCGGGAGUCACCCAAGCGUGACUACCCGAGGCCCCUCCUGCCGCGGCAAGGGAGCUCCAUAAAAGCCCAGUUGCGACCCGCUCUCAGCACCCCAUCCGCCCUCCCUCACACCUGGAAGAGGACCUCCCCCACCGCAGAGCACUUGCCGCCCAGCCACGCCCGCUCGCCAGCCAUCAUGCUAGGUAGCAAGCGACUGGGGCUGUCCGGACUGACCCUCGCCCUGUCCCUGCUCGUGUGCUUGGGUGCGCUGGCCGAGGCUUACCCCUCCAAGCCGGACAACCCGGGAGAGGACGCUCCAGCGGAGGACAUGGCCAGAUACUACUCGGCGCUGCGACACUACAUCAACCUCAUCACCAGGCAGAGAUAUGGAAAACGGUCUAGCCCUGAGACACUGAUUUCAGACCUCUUAAUGAGAGAAAGCACAGAAAAUGUUCCCAGAACUAGGCUUGAAGACCCUUCUAUGUGGUGAUGGGAAAGAACACUUGCUCUCCAAGCUUUUCCUAUUUUCAACCAUAUUUCAUUCUGUAAAACCAGAUUCCACCUGUCCUACCUGAGCAUGCAGCCAUUGUGCUGGAUUCUGCCAUGUUUUCCUUUGUCAUCAUUGUAUAUAUGUGCAUUUAAAUAAAGCACCAUGCAGUCAGAA
Messenger RNA from Ictidomys tridecemlineatus (thirteen-lined ground squirrel), 699 nucleotides. It is a transcript of the gene Npy, whose product is annotated as neuropeptide Y. Lineage: Eukaryota; Metazoa; Chordata; Mammalia; Rodentia; Sciuridae. The record is from RefSeq and is a predicted model, not a curated record. Gene Ontology annotation, molecular function: neuropeptide Y receptor binding; neuropeptide hormone activity. Gene Ontology annotation, cellular component: extracellular region. Gene Ontology annotation, biological process: feeding behavior; neuropeptide signaling pathway.